CUUUUUAAAAUUUAUUUAUUUAUUUUGGGAUAGAGAAAGAGAACCAGCAGGGAAGGGGCAGAGAGCAAUGGAAACAGAGGAUCCUAUGUGGGCUCCGUGAUGACAGCACCUUUGUCUCAUGUGGGGCUGGAACUUGAGAACCAUGAGAUCGUGACCUGAGCCGAAGUCAGAUGCUUAACUGACAGAGCCACCCAGGUGCCUCCUGACUUAUUUCAUUUAGCAUAACGUCCUCCAGGUUCAUCCAAGUUCUUGUAAAUGACAUUCCCUAAUUUUUAAAGGCCAAAUGAUAUACCAUUACACACACACACACACACACACACACACACACACACACACAUGCAUUUGUUUAUUUCACCACAUGGAGCCAGGAACAGUGGUGAUUCUACAAGUUUCUGGGUCAUAAUGGUCUAAUAUAUCAGACACAAUUGAAAGAAAACUCAUGGAAUUUUACCCUUCACACCAGAUUACAGCAGAGGGACACGGUGUACCAGGCUCUAGACUGGAAUUUAAUGUGCAAAUGAUACAGCUUCCUGGAACAAACCUGAAGAGUCCGUGGUGUCCCAAGAUAGGGCAGUGAACACAAAAUCUGCUUAGCUUUUAAAAAAAAAAAAUCUUUAUUUUUGAGAGAGAAUAAGUGGGGGAGGGGCAGAGAGAGAGGGAGACAGAGGAUCCCAAGCCGGCUCUGUGCUGACAGCAGAGACUCAAAUGCGAAUGCGGGACUCCAACUCACAAACCAUGAGAUCCUGACCUGAGCUGAAAUCAAGAGCCAAAGGCUGAACCGACUCAGUCACCCAGAAAGCAAGAAAGUGGGGAUGUCGCUUACCAGAAACGGAGAGGCGGAGAAAGCCAGGGCCGAGUUCGCACCUGAGCAGCAGGCGGCAGGCAUACGAAUCAAGGAGGAAGAAGACAGCGGCGACGACGGUGCUGGUUAUGGCCACAGCAAUGGCAGAGAAGGGGCCGGCAACGUGGGCGCUGGAUAUCCGUGGCCCCCGGGCUGCGAAACCCGCGAUGUGGGCUGCGGCCGCAGUCCACGGCAGUGGGAGCAGGUGGAGCCGAAGCAGGAGGAGCGCUUGCCCCCCUCCGCGCCUCCCGCUCCGGCUCCGGCUCGGGCUCCUGCUCCCGCUCCCGCUCCGGGAGGGAGGCAGCCGGCGGGCCCCCGCAUCAUGUUCACCCCGCUGCAGGUGCGCCACCUGGAGAGCUUGUUCCACUACACCCAGUAUCCCAGCACUACCAUGCGCCAGGAACUUUCGAGAUUCAUGAAUGUGCCUGUAGCCAGACUGCAGGUUUGGUUUAAGAAUAGGAGGGCCAAGUUGAGAAGACAGCAGAGGGCACUGAGGUACAGAAACAUGCCUCCCAUGGCCAUGGCCCCCCCUUUCAACUUUAACGUGGGUGGACCCUACCGUGGCAUCUUCAAUCGGGGGCCAGAUUGUGUAUGGAUGCCUCAGGAGCCAAUGAUGCCGGGGCCACCUCGCCCGCCCAUGCAACCCUUUCCUCCUAUGUUCCUGCCUCCUCCUCCCUGGUUGCAUCCACCUUUCCCUCCCUGUGGCUUCCCUCCACUGUUUCGUCACUGUGGCUGCCCUCCACCUUUCCCUCGCUAUGGCUGUCCUCCUAUGGCCCAUCCUGGUGCGGUACCACCCGUGGCUCUUCCUUAAUCCUUUUCCCAAAGAAUGGGAUCUGUGACAGUUUUUUUCCGAGAUGUUUUUGAGCCAGAUUCAAGUUUCUGUAUCUGUCGCCAAUAACGAAUAGUUCAUUAAAUGUGUGCUGAAUGUAUUAAAGAGAAGUCAAAUUCACUGACCCUCUAUUUUAGGGCACUUUUUACGUUUUCAAUAAAGUUGUGAAUUCUCUACAA
This is a messenger RNA of Neofelis nebulosa (Clouded leopard), 1849 nucleotides long. RefSeq names its product homeobox protein ESX1-like. Bases 813 to 1652 code for a protein of 279 amino acids. The transcript is spliced from 4 exons. NCBI's taxonomy places the organism in Eukaryota, Metazoa, Chordata, Mammalia, Carnivora, Felidae. The record is from RefSeq and is a predicted model, not a curated record. Gene Ontology annotation, molecular function: DNA-binding transcription factor activity, RNA polymerase II-specific; RNA polymerase II transcription regulatory region sequence-specific DNA binding. Gene Ontology annotation, biological process: regulation of transcription by RNA polymerase II.